UUCACCCAUAACAUUAAGAGAGUUAAUUCUACCUCUCCGAGAAGCAGAUUCCUGGCAUAGAUAUAAGAACAUAGGGGAUCUUAAAAAAGCGGGUAUUCGAGUGAAAGCAAGCCAACAUGAAUGGAAAUGGGGUAACAUUUCUUUCAUCUCCAGCACGUUUAGCGGACAAUUGAUGCUUCCAGGGAUUGUGAUUGAUGAUGUCACACCUUAUCUGUAUCACAACUUGAUUGCAUAUGAGAUGUGUCCGGAUUUUGAUAACAACUUCGAAUUUUGCUCUUACUUUUCUUUGAUGGAUUCCUUGGUUGAUGAUGCCGAGGAUGUGAAAGAGCUCAGAGCAGCUGGUGUCCUCCAAAAUUUGCUUGGAAGUGAUGAAGACGUGGCCAAACUCUUCAAUGAAUUAGGCCAUGUAUUGCCAAGCAAACUGUUCAACGCCGAAAGCUAUGACAAUAGAUAUGUUGCAGUCAAGCUUCGAAUCGAUGCGCAUUACAGAAACAAAUGGAAGACUUCGUUGGCUCAACUACGCAGCACCUACUUCAAUACCCCAUGGUCUCACAUUGCCUUCUUUGCUGCUUUGUUAGUAUUGGCUCUCACUUUAAUCCAAACAUGGUAUGCUAUGCCUAUAAAUUCUAAGUAGUAAGGUCAGAUAUAAAGCGAACUCACCAGAAUAAGUAAGGUUUAAUCUUUAUAUGUAGGUAGCAGGUGGUUUCAUCUCUUAUGAUACGAGCUUUGUGGAACAAACUCAAAGUUGUCAUGUAUCAAUUGGUCUAAUUAUUACAA
Messenger RNA from Arachis stenosperma, 777 nucleotides. Its product is annotated as putative UPF0481 protein At3g02645. NCBI's taxonomy places the organism in Eukaryota, Viridiplantae, Streptophyta, Magnoliopsida, Fabales, Fabaceae. The coding region runs from base 173 to 634 and encodes 153 amino acids. The transcript has a single exon. The record is from RefSeq and is a predicted model, not a curated record.